This is a messenger RNA of Mus caroli (Ryukyu mouse), 3371 nucleotides long. It is a transcript of the gene Ppm1k, whose product is annotated as protein phosphatase, Mg2+/Mn2+ dependent 1K. Gene Ontology annotation, biological process: protein dephosphorylation. Lineage: Eukaryota; Metazoa; Chordata; Mammalia; Rodentia; Muridae. The record is from RefSeq and is a predicted model, not a curated record. Gene Ontology annotation, molecular function: cation binding; protein serine/threonine phosphatase activity.
UUUCCCGAGAAUUUCCAGGAGUGGAAGAGACUGUGGCUUCCCUAAUUGCUUGUUCUGGAGAUCAGAAUCAACAGAGAAGUUGCUGACAAGACAUUGGCGGUCUCCGGAGGUCUCCGGGAAGGCGAAAGAGAAAUAUGAAAUGAGUUCCUGCAGCUUACUCUGUCUGAAACCGAGUCCCACGCGCAUCUCUCAGGGCCUGCUGAACUGAGAAGCACAGAGCAGCCGUGGAUGCCCGCACCAAAGCCAAUCAGCAUUCUAAUGGAGAGUGGGAAGGGUGCAUGAGUUCCCACCCCUAACUGGGGAGUCAUGGACAGUACAUCGUUUUUCUCCACGGAAUACUAUUAUUGCUCUAUUUGUCUUUUCCUGUGGCUGGGGCCUUUGGCGUUGCAUUAUGUUAUCAGCGGCCUUCAUUACUUUGGUGAGAAGUGGUGGGAAUCAGCUGAAGAAGAGAGUGUUGUUAAGCUCCAUUCUUCUGCAGGACCACAGGCAGGCGACUCCUGCCUGCUACUUCUCCACUUCAGAGGCCAGGUGUUCUCGGUUUGAUCCAGAUGGAAGUGGGCAGCCAGCCACUUGGGACAAUUUUGGGAUCUGGGAUAACCGCAUUGAUGAGCCAAUUCUGCUGCCACCUAGCAUCAAGUAUGGCAAACCAAUUCCCAAAAUUAGCCUGGAGAAUGUGGGCUGUGCCUCUCUCAUUGGCAAACGGAAAGAAAACGAAGAUCGAUUUGGAUUUGCACAGCUGACAGAAGAGGUGCUAUACUUCGCAGUCUAUGAUGGACAUGGGGGCCCUGCAGCUGCUGACUUCUGUCACACACACAUGGAGAAAUGUGUUAUGGAUUUGCUUCCUCGGGAGAAAGACUUGGAAACUCUGCUGACCUUGGCCUUUCUAGAAAUAGAUAAAGCCUUCGCAAGUUAUGCCCACCUGUCUGCAGAUGCAAGCCUCCUGACCUCUGGGACUACUGCAACAGUAGCCCUGUUGAGAGAUGGUGUUGAACUGGUGGUAGCCAGUGUUGGAGACAGCCGGGCUCUUUUGUGUAGAAAAGGAAAACCCAUGAAGCUGACCACUGAUCAUACCCCAGAAAGAAAAGAUGAGAAAGAAAGGAUCAAGAAAUGCGGUGGGUUUGUAGCUUGGAAUAGUUUGGGACAGCCCCAUGUAAAUGGCAGACUUGCAAUGACAAGGAGUAUCGGAGAUUUGGAUCUUAAAGCCAGUGGGGUAAUAGCAGAACCUGAGACAACAAGGAUUAAGCUCUACCAUGCUGACGACAGUUUCCUGGUCCUUACCACAGAUGGGAUUAACUUCAUGGUGAAUAGUCAAGAGAUCUGUGACUUUGUCAACCAGUGCCAUGAUCCUAAAGAAGCAGCUCAUUCAGUGACUGAGCAGGCAAUACAGUACGGUACUGAAGACAACAGCACUGCAGUAGUGGUGCCCUUUGGUGCCUGGGGAAAAUACAAGAACUCUGAAAUUACCUUCUCAUUCAGCAGAAGCUUUGCCUCCAGUGGGCGAUGGGCCUGAUCGACAGCUCAGACUUGGUGUUCCUAUGCAGCAGUGUGUCCGUGGGCUUAUCAAGAAACUGGUAACACACAGAAGGCCACCUGUACCCGUGUGUCAUUGUGACUGAUAGAUCCUAACAGUAUAAGCUUACCAGCCACAUACCCAGUAGUAUUUUCAUAAAUCCUCAUCAUCAUUAUGGUCAACUGCACAUGCUCAGAGUAAGCACCAUAACACAGCUGUGAAGCUGUUGUGCGUCUCUGAGCUGAAUGGGAGAAGCAGCAGUUUUGGUCCAUUUGAUGAGUGAUGAUUCUGUUUCCUUUGUAAGGCUAGAGAUUGAAUCCGGGGCUUUCUAAGUUUUUAAGACUAAGAGGCAGAUUUAGUUUCUUUUUAGUAAGUUUGUUCUUUAUUCAGUUGGACAGGUAUUUUUUUCUGAAUUUUGAUAGCUGGUCAAUGUGUUAUUUGCAAGUGUUUUUUUUCCUUUCUCUGUAGAAAGCAGGUCCUCACUGGCUGACCUUGAACUCCUGGGUUCAAACGGUCUUCCUACGUCAGCUUCCUGAGUACCUUUUAAUUUUUUUUUUUUUAAAGCAGAACAAGCAUAUUUUUUCCCAAGAAGAGUGAGAACAUAUACCCAGGAGAUGGGGGAAUUCCAAGGGAGGGAUACAAGGGAUAUAAGAGAUAAAGGGAUACAAGGUACAUUUUAAUAAAUGUACCAAGGAGUUAUAAUGAAACCUAGGUUCACUAUGACUGAAUAGUGUACUCUGGAUCACUUAUUAGUAAAUUUAACCCUGCAAAAUACAUGGCUAAAGUGUAUACAUAUUUAUAAAUAGCUCUCUUGUGUAUUUUAAAUAUUUUUAGCACUUCCCCAUCCAUUUCUAUUUUUGUGGAGUUAAAUAUGCUAUAUAUUGGUAACUGUUCGGUAAGCUCCAGAGAAGAAUGUACCGAGUCUUUGGUCAAAAUCUGUAAAGUGAAACACUGACGGUGCCAAUUUUGUGUAAGUUUGUUGCUGUGUGGUUUGUAUGUAGCAUUUUUAUACCACUUUCUGUGCACACAGUAAGGGAGUUGGGGCCUUUGUUAGUAAAGAUAAUAUUACAAUGACUUAUACUGCUAUAGACAUAGCUUGGGGUUUAUGUCUCCAAUUUCUUCAUUUCUAAGAUUCAUGCGGAAAAAAAAAUCUUUUACAAAGGAUGUUUAAACAUGUCAGCUUGCUAUGUAAAUUAGGGGUGUAAAACCACACUCCUUUUUACCUGCAUAUAAAAUUUCUGUCAAACUGUGAAUCCUUGAAUGUGUGCUUGUAGUUAAUCUAUAUUUUCACAGGGUAAUUUAAAUUUAGUAUAUGUGCAGUGAGUGUAUAUAUGUAUAUUUUGAAGUAAUAUAAAAUUAAAGGGAACAAUCUUGUGGCACAUUUAUCAGCUAGCUGUAAAUUAUUGAUAUAUUUAUCUCUAAGGACACUCAAUAACAUUGAGUGUCAAAUUCUCUGUAAUAAAGAUCCAGUUGUUACUGGUAGAUAACCACUAUGGAUUACAAAUAAAUAUGGGGCCAGUAUUGGUGGCCUCUACCUAUAAUCUCAGGACUUAAGGAGGAGACAAGAGAAUCAGGAUGGUAACUUUGAAAUUAGCCUGAGCUACAGAGCAAGUUCCAGGGUAGCCUGAGCCACAGCUUGUCUCCCCAAACAAAGUAUCAGCAACAAAUGGCUGUAAGAGACAUUUUAUUAUGUGUGAUGUAUGUGGAUAACCAAAGAACAGAGGCAGACAUAUCGUUGUGUGGUAAUUCGAAUAUAAAAUUAUGGGAUAUGAGAAGAACAGGAAAUGUCAAAAGUGACUUGGAAUUUUAUGGCAGAAAACAAAGGAAAAAUAAUGAAAUAUAUAUAUACCUUCAAGUCUGA